UACGUCACAUCCUCUUGUAAAGCAACACGUACACAAAAUGCCUACUGCAUCACCAAGUUCAACCAAUGUCGGAGGUGGGAGGUCGCCAUCCUCAAAAUCGGUGUCUCCCCGAUCAGGAGGUGGCACUGUCAGACAAAGGAAAACUACCACCACAACCACAACGGCCCGAAAAACCGGAGCUGGUGGAGGGGGUGCUGGUAUGUGGAGGUUUUAUACCGAGGACUCGCCAGGAAUUAAAGUGGGACCAGUGCCAGUGUUAGUUAUGAGUCUUCUCUUCAUUGCCAGUGUCUUCAUGCUACACAUCUGGGGAAAGUACACUCGAGGAUAAACAUUCCGCGGACAGCUUCACAUAGACAUUUAUGUUUUAUAACGAAAGACCACGGAGGAACUUUUAGCUAGCUUAAGCAUAAAUUAAUAUAUUCUAUUGGUUUAUGGAUUAACCUUGGGGAAAAAUGAUUGUAAUUUUGGUCACCGAUGUUUGCAUGGUAUUUCAAAUAUCCCUAAGCAAAAUGUCCUCCAAUCUUUGAUUUGGUGGUUGGUUACAUCAUGCAUUUAACUCCUCCUAAAGUGGUCUUUUUGUACCGCAAGUGACCUAAAUUACCAUCAGACAGCAGUGGUUUUAAGAGAAGAGGCAUCCAGUCUCCUCCAGACAUCACCAAAAUCACAACCUGUGACAUGGAAAGUGUUCUGUUUAUUCCGACGCCUGCUUGGAUCAGAGAAUAUUGCGAUUUCAUUUCAUCGUCUUCUGGUGACUUACACACACCAUGAUGGCACAACCUUUGAAGACGUUGACUUUUAGAUCAUUUGAAGCCAAAUUUGUUACAAAAUGUAUUUAUCAUCGCAAUCUUGAUAAAUUAAAUCAAAUAAAUUAUUAUUCAUA
Molecule: messenger RNA, 880 nt
Organism: Lineus longissimus
Lineage: Eukaryota; Metazoa; Nemertea; Pilidiophora; Heteronemertea; Lineidae
Product: protein transport protein Sec61 subunit beta-like
Exons: 4
Coding region: 38-328 (96 amino acids)
Biological process (GO): SRP-dependent cotranslational protein targeting to membrane, translocation; post-translational protein targeting to membrane, translocation
Cellular component (GO): membrane; Sec61 translocon complex
Molecular function (GO): guanyl-nucleotide exchange factor activity
Source: RefSeq, a predicted model, not a curated record